Messenger RNA from Gasterosteus aculeatus aculeatus (three-spined stickleback), 4196 nucleotides. It is a transcript of the gene gask1a, whose product is annotated as golgi associated kinase 1A. Gene Ontology annotation, cellular component: Golgi apparatus. The record is from RefSeq and is a predicted model, not a curated record. NCBI's taxonomy places the organism in Eukaryota, Metazoa, Chordata, Actinopteri, Perciformes, Gasterosteidae.
UGGGAGGGACGGGGGGCGCUGGGCUCGCGACCGCCUCGGUCGAUUCUGUAGUCCGACUGCGUGGCCGCGGUCCCGCUCUACGACUCCAGAACCUGUGUGUGCGCGUGUGUGUGUGUGUGUGUGUGCGCGCGCGUGUGUGUGCGCGCGGACCUCUAUCGAAGGAAUGGCCCUGCGAUAAAGUGGAAUGCGCUCUGCCGGGGACAUGAACCAUGGCCUGGCGAGCGUGGUCGAAACUCUGCUGCGGUCAAAAAUGGCUGCUCCUCCUCUCCCCCCUCGUCCUCCUCUUCCUCGCCAUCUCCGUGAUUACCGGGACUCUCCCCCUGCACGACGUUGACUGGCGGUCCUCCGCUGUGGAGCCCCCCGCGGAGCGACCUCACAUCCACAGCGGGGCCUGGAGGUCUGCUGCUCCAGGAGAGAGGCCUAAACAUUCGACGCCACCUCCCGCCGGGGAGGACAAGGAGAACACACAAGAGGACAAAAACAACACGAGAGAGAGGAGAAUUAAAGACAAACACAAAAGCAUCGCCUCUAGAAAAAAGGAGACGGCGCGCGCCAUCCAGCGUCCAACCGGUUAUCGGCGUCUCCCAGAGGACACAGUCGACAACACACGGCCAAAGCACAGAAUCAAGGAAAGCAACCACAGGGUGCAGACCUACAUUCAUCUUGGAAGGGGCAAACCCACAGCAGCACACGGCCUGGUGAACGGCAGGCGAGCUGCAGACAGACGGGGCAGAAAUGGGGACACGCAAAUACACGCCGGCCGCACAAGUAAAAAUCUAGCUGAGCAUCGGCGUGCUUUGGGAAGACACAGACAAGCCACGACGCACAUUGGGAAACCUGACGAAGGGGGUCAGGAGCAGAAGGCUAUAAAAAAGCCCUCUUCGGAUCUAAAAGAACACCACAAUGUCUCAGAGAGCCACCUCAAAGAGAGGAGGGGUCCUGGGUCCUCGGGCCGCAGGAAGGCUUUGUCCAAAGAAGACGGCGGCUGGUGUCGGAGCUUCAGAGACCAGGACUUCCCGGACAGCGACCGCAGGAUGAUCAGGAUCAGUCCGGACCUCCGCCCUGUCCCCUGGUUCAGCCAGGAUGACAUCCACAAGAUGGAGCUCCUAGCUGAGGGCCAGGUGGUCAGCAAGGCCAGGGUUCCCGCACACGGACAGGUGCUCCAAGUGGGGCUGGACGCCCCCCCACACAGGCCGCAGCCAGCACCUAAGACGGGUUCACCUGAGGCUGCACCCGACCCAAGACGGCCAGAAGGCCACGCGGAGCGCUGCCAGCGGGGACACUGCUGCCUGCUCAAACGCACCGACGACUGGUUCGAGGUGCUGGCCUUCCACCUGGACCGGGUGCUGGGCAUCAACAGGAGUCUCCCUGCCGUGGCGAGGACCCUCCGCAGCGACAUCCUGCCGUACCGAUACACCAGCGGCAUUCCCCGCCCGGCCGUGUGGUGGGACCCGGAUAUUCAGCACCUCGCCGACGGGGACAACGACCAGAACUCGGUGCCGCUCGGCUGGGCCCAGUACCAGACGCUGCUGCGGCUCCGCUGCGGGAGGGAGGCGGACCUGAGGUCAGCGCCCUGCGUGGGAGUUCACCACUCAGAGUGGGGGAGGCUGGCUCUCUUUGACUUCUUAUUGCAGGUAAACGACCGGUUGGACAGGUACUGCUGCGGCUUCACACCCGAUCCAGCAGAACUCUGUGUGGAGAACCUGCUCCACGACAAGUGUGGCAACACCAAGGACCCUGCUGUUCACAUCCUGGUGAGGAAGGCGGAUCCCUCCCGACUGGUGUUCAUAGACAACGCCGGCAGGCCGCAGCAGUCCGCCAACAACCUGAACUUCCGCCUGGUCGAGGGGAUUGAUGAGUUUCCACAGAGAGCCGUGUCGGUUCUCCAGUCGGGCUGCCUGGAGAGUCUUCUCCUGCGCUCCCUCUACUCGGACAGGGCGUUCUGGGACAGCCGAGGGGGGGCCGGCGGCCUCGGGCCUCUCGUCCGCACGCUGGAGCACCGAGGGAAGAUUCUGCUGCAGCACAUCGGAGACAUGAAGCUGCAGCUGAAGAGGGACCUGUGAGAGACACGUUGAUCCCUCAGCUUAGUGGGUCAGCUGGUCCGGGUUUAAAACAAACAACCCCUUUUAUUUAAAGGGGUCACAACAAAGACGACGUCCACAAGGGCAACUGCAGGUUUCAAAGUACUUACGAGUGUUCGGUUUACUAAAAAGGGAUCAAUUGGAAAUUCAAAGCCUCUCCAUGAUUGACAGAUUGCCUCCACGUUGUCCUCAAGAUGUGGACAGCUAUCAGCUAACGGUGCUCACAGCGCGAACCUGAGGGCUGAACCGGAGCUACGUUUGUUAGCUGCUAGCUUGAGGCUUAGCAAAACCACAACGGUGUCAUGAAAACACAUAUUACACACAUACUAAUAUGAGUCCUUUCACAUUGUCUUUUUUUCAGUUGUAAGAAUUGUUUUUAUCAAGUAUUCACUAAUCAUUUUGAUUUGAUUUGCAUUGAUAGCAUUGAUAGCAGGGAGUAAACCCUCAGUGCCGUUACAAAGAGGUCAACGCUCGCUGGGGACAAACCCCAUUAUAGUCACGGUUGAGUUUUUAAUAAGCGAUUCUAAUAACCAUGAAGGUGAAGCUCUUUGGCCCCUCGGAGAUGUCUUCACCAUGAGCUAGAGGUAGAGCGAGACGAGGGCAUUAAUUAGCCAUUCAUUCGGCCUCUGCCAACAAACUCCUCAGGGAGGAGGCGCCUGUUAGAGCGCGCUAAUUGUUUGAUCAUCAGCAGCACGCAGCGACGUCCCCGGAGCGGCCCGUUGGCGUGGGGACGCUUGUCACUCCAAAUACGUUCAUGUGCUCCAUGCGGCCGUCCGCCGGCGCUCGCUAAUCGCUCUCCGAGAUGCCCUCACGGGAGGAGCAAUGUGAGGCACAUGAAUCCCCCGCUCCUCCUCGCAGCCAAGUGAGCAGUUUAGUGGAAAGAAGCGGCGUCUAUUUCUUUCUAUUUGGACAUUUUACCGAGAGCAGGCGGCAGAUCACGUGACUGAUUUGGAGGACUGGUUUGUGAGAUAAGCCCCUCUGCUUUUAAUCGAAGGAUUACAAAUGUCUGUCGGCAAAUCGUUUUUGCCUUGAGAUGAAAAUGGACCAAAUAUAGAAGUAUUUAUACAUAUUGCAAUAGAUGAAAGAAAAGGGAUGAAGAAUCGAGUGUUUUUACACGUUUCCAAAGUUGGUCUUUUGGUAUUUGAUUCCUGUUAGACGAGAUUCUCGCCGUACCGGCUCUGAAUUAAAAUUCCACUGGUAACUUCUUGGAUUAAUGACAUUUUCUAUGGCUCCCUCUUUCAUCACUGAAUACUUGUCUCUAAUGAGAAAUGCCUCAAACGUGUGAUCCCGUCUUUAUCCCCACUUGAUCUCUCUUAUAUCCAAUGUGUUGCUUUUUUUCACCCAUAAAACCAGCAGAAAGUGAGCUGAUUUUAGAUAACAUUCAUUUCUCUGCUUCUAUUCGACCAUGUUUUUGGUCCUGUUCAUUACAACUCCAUCUGUAGUGGACGUGAUGACUGCCCUACAACGCCGGCAUGAGAGAUUUUUUGGACUUUGUUUGUAAAUCUAGAAACGAAAGGUCAGAGAGAAAGAUUGCAACGUGUAUGAGAAGACGACAAAUAACAAAGAAACAGAUUAAUUGGUUUAUUUCAAAUACGAAGCUGGAUCUCAGAAAAAAACAUUCACACAAACAUGGGUCAAAAUAAAUGUACAAUAAGGUCCUGAAUCCUAGUCACCCCCACCGGAAACCCCCCCUCUCACAUUUGUUGUUGAAAAAAAACACAUUCUUUGCACUUGGUCAAUUGUUUGUUCUUUUACUGUGGAAUGACGCAGCGAUUCGCCGACUAAUCGUUGCAGCUCCACGUUAUGACGACUAAAGAACCGGGUGGCCUUUGGGUUUGUGACCCUCUCGUCUCCCACUGCAAUGUUUGUUUUAUGGAUAAUCAUUAUUUCAUUGAUGUCUUUUGGAUUUCUCUGAAUGUCUGCUUUGUAUAGUGUAUUGUGCAAUAAAUCUUCAUUGAAGGAUGAAUAUAUUGUUUGGGAAUAUUAACGUCAAUGCUACCGGUUACAUCCAAUGCUAUCAAUGAAAUGGACUCUAUGCUGCAGGUUGAUGUUAUUCACCUUUGGAUGUACAAAGUAGAAUGCAGUUAAAACGAAAAUAAAUGGUGUACAACAUAA